ACGUGACAGCCCUCCCCUCGUCGCCAGCACCCUUCACAGCGGGGACCGCCUCGUCGACUGCCAGUGCCCCAAACUCGUCGUCUCGCGAACAGUCUCUCUGCGCUCUCCCGGCCGCUUCUCGCCUCCCGCUGCCCCCUGCACUCCUUGCGGCGAGCCCCGAGGCUGCUCGCGCCCGUCCCGCCCCGUCCUCGAUGCUACACACAUAGCCCGCCGACACCCGCUCCCUGCCCGCAGCCAUGGCUGCCGAAACCUACUCCGGGCUCGCCGACUACAUCAAGAACCUGGCGAGAGCCCACGACCCCGCCCGCGAUGCUUCGUUCAAGGCCCAGAUCGCCGCCAACGGCGUGCGCUUCGCCGCAAGUGCCAUCGACCUGCCCGGCCCCGACUGCGACGCCAAGGCCGCCCUCCAGCGCGAGAUGGCUGCGCUGUGCGCGCGCAUAGACUUCCUCGAGCACCAGAGCAAUGCUGCCGCCAACUCGGGCGCCCUGCCCAUGACCCCCGCCGGUGAGCCUGCCGAAGAGGGCCUCGUCUACACACCAGCGGGGCCCUUUGCCAAGCCCAGCGUGCCAUACGACCGUCGCGGCUCGACCAGGGAGCAGCGCGCGCUCUGGGUCAGCAACUGGCUCGCUGCCAAGGAGAGCAACGGCGACGACGACCAGGAGCCCGCCGCUGCCCUCACCGAGGAGCAGCUCAACUACCUGCGCGACCACCUGAACAAGCAGGCCGACCAGAUCAAGAACCAGCGCGAGCACAUUGACAACCUGAGCGCCGAGGUCAACAAGCAGCUGAGCAACCAGAACAUGGUCUUUGAGCACGGCAUCGAGGACAUUGGCGCCCUGAAGCGCGAGCUCGGCAAGCACCAGCAGGCCAACUUGGCUUUCCAAAAGGCCCUGCGCGAGAUUGGCGCCAUUGUCACAGCUGUCGCUAUGGGCGACCUGAGCAAGAAGGUUUUGAUCCACGCUAAGGAAAUGGACCCUGAAAUCACCCUUUUCAAGCGCACCAUCAACACCAUGGUGGACCAGCUGCAGGAGUUUGCCAGUCAAGUCACCUUCCUGGCCCGAGAGGUCGGAACCGAGGGCCGACUUGGUGGCCAGGCAAACCUGCCAGGCGUCGAUGGUAUCUGGGCAGAGUUGACCGACUCUGUCAACGAUAUGGCCAAGAACCUUACCGAGCAGGUGCGAGAAAUCGCCGUUGUCACGACCGCUGUCGCCCACGGCGACUUGAGCAGAAAGAUUGAGCGUCCGGCGAGGGGAGAAAUCCUCCAGCUCCAGCAGACGAUCAACACCAUGGUGGACCAGCUGCAGUCAUUUGCGACAGAGGUCACGAAAGUCGCCAGAGACGUCGGUACCGAAGGAAAGCUCGGUGGUCAGGCCGAAAUCGCUGGUGUUAAGGGCAUGUGGAACGAGCUGACUGUCAACGUGAACGCCAUGGCGCAGAACCUCACAACCCAAGUGCGGGACAUUGCUCAAGUGACAACGGCCGUCGCACAAGGUAACCUCACUCGGAAGGUUGAGGCCGAGUGCAAGGGCGAGAUUUUGGAACUCAAGAACACCAUCAACCGCAUGGUUGACCAGCUGCAGCAAUUUGCGCACGAAGUCACGAAAAUCGCGAGAGAGGUCGGAUCUGAAGGUAGACUGGGUGGCCAGGCUACGGUCCACGGAGUCGAGGGAACCUGGAAAGACCUGACCGAGAAUGUGAACGGCAUGGCCAUGAAUCUAACCACACAGGUACGAGAGAUUGCCGAAGUCACAACAGCCGUAGCAAGAGGAGACCUCAGUCGCAAGGUCAAGGCCGAGGUCCAGGGUGAGAUUCUGUCUCUGAAGAUCACCAUCAACACCAUGGUGGACCGCCUGAACACAUUCGCCCAGGAAGUCAGCAAGGUCGCUCGUGAAGUCGGAACCGACGGCAUCCUUGGCGGACAAGCGCAGGUCGACAACGUUGAAGGAAAAUGGAAGGACCUCACAAACAACGUCAACACGAUGGCGCAGAACCUGACGUUGCAGGUACGAAGUAUCUCGGAAGUCACACAGGCUAUUGCCAAGGGCGAUAUGAGCAGGAGAGUGCACGUCGAUGCCGAAGGAGAGAUUCGCCUGCUAAAGGACACCAUCAACGACAUGGUCAUGAGACUUGACGAGUGGUCGCUGGCCGUGAAGCGCGUAGCCCGCGACGUCGGUGUCGACGGAAAGAUGGGUGGUCAAGCCGACAUCCGGGACAUUGACGGUCGAUGGAAGGAGAUCACCACCGACGUCAACACAAUGGCCCAGAAUUUGACUUCGCAGGUGCGCGCUUUUGGCGACAUCACCAACGCUGCCAUGGAGGGCAAGUUCACGCAGAUCACAGUCGAGGCAUCUGGCGAGAUGGACGAGCUGAAGCGGAAGAUCAACCAGAUGGUGUCCAGCUUGCGGGAGUCCAUCCAGAGGAACACAGCUGCGAGGGAGGCCGCCGAGCUGGCCAACAAGACCAAGUCCGAGUUCCUCGCCAACAUGUCCCACGAGAUCCGGACACCCAUGAACGGUAUCAUUGGUAUGACACAGCUGACGCUCGACACCGACCUUACACAUGCUCAGCGGGAGAUGUUGACCAUCGUCCACAACUUGGCUGGUCAGCUCUUGACCAUCAUUGACGACAUCCUCGACAUCUCCAAGAUUGAGGCAAACCGCAUGGUCAUGGAGGAGAUCCCCUUCUCGAUUCGUGGCACCAUUUUCAACGCACUCAAGUCCCUGGCCUCGAGGGCAAACGAGCGCAAGCUGAACCUGGCCUACGACGUUUCCUUCACGGUACCGGACUACGUUGUCGGUGACUCUUUCAGGCUGAGGCAGAUCAUCUUGAACCUGGUGGGAAACGCAAUCAAGUUUACUGAGCGUGGAGAGGUCAAGGUUGCCAUCAGCAUGGCGCGGGAGCAGGAAUGCGGCCCGGACCAAUACGUCUUCCAGUUUGCAGUCUCCGACACUGGCAUAGGAAUCCGCGGCGACAAGCUCAACUUGAUUUUCGACACCUUCCAGCAAGCCGAUGGUUCGACAACCAGGAAGUUCGGCGGUACUGGUCUUGGAUUGUCCAUUUCAAAGCGUCUGGUAACGCUCAUGGGUGGUCGCAUGUGGGUCGAGUCCGACUUUGGCAAGGGCAGUGUCUUCUAUUUCACCUGCAGAGUUCGCCUCGGAAACCCGGACACCAGCGCCAUCCAGCCGAACCUCCGGGCGUACAACGGCCACACUGUCAUCUUCAUUGACCAGGGCCACACCAACUUCUCCGAAGAAGUCGUCUCGCACCUCAAGACCCUCAACCUCGUCCCCAUGGUCGUCGGCUCCGUCGAAGAAGUGCCGGCAUCGGACAAGAGGACUAACAUUGCUUAUGAUUGCGUCAUUGUCGACAACGACGCUACCGCACGAGAGCUGAGGGGCGAGGACCGCUUCAAGUACAUCCCGCUUGUCAUGCUCACACCACAUGUAGCGAUAAGCCUCAGGUCUGCCCUGGAGAAUGGUAUUUCCAGCUACAUGACCACCCCGUGUCUACCGAUCGACUUGGGUAAUGCACUGAUUCCGGCUCUCGACGGACGUGCCGCACCUCUGGUCUCUGAUCACUCCAAGUCGUUUAACAUCCUACUUGCUGAAGACAACGCUGUCAACCAGAAGCUUGCGGUCCGCAUUCUGGAGAAGUACCACCACAGGGUCACGGUGGCCAACAACGGUCUUGAGGCGUUUGAGCACAUUCAGAAGAAGCGCUACGACUGCGUUCUCAUGGAUGUGCAGAUGCCUGUCAUGGGUGGUUUCGAGGCUACAUCCAAGAUCCGCGAGUGGGAACGCGAAAACGGCAUUCCGUCGACAGCAAUCAUUGCGCUUACGGCUCACGCCAUGGUCGGCGACCGUGAAAAGUGCCUCGCAGCACAGAUGGACGACUACCUCUCCAAGCCCCUCCGCCAGAACCAGCUCAUCCAGACCAUCCUGCGAUGCGCCACAAUGGGUGGCGGUCUAUACGACGCCUCGCACUCCAAAGACAACCUCAGCACGCCCCAGCUCGGCGCGCCCUCUACAUCCCCCGCUCCCACGCCAUCGAAACGCCCCCAGCUCGAGAGCCGCGGCUUCACCGAGCGCGGCCCCGCGGCCGGCGCCAGCCCCAAGCUCCUCGCCGCCGACCAGACGGACGAGUCUGUCCAAGGGGUACUGUUGCGAUCCAUGUCUGAUGUGCACUAGAGGCUGAUGCGUGGCAGUUGCUUCUGCGGAGUCACAGUAGUUGACUAUCUGCUGACAAGAGGAAGAGGGGCGCAGACGACGGCGAGGGUGAUGACGAGGGCCGCCCUGAGACUAAGAAGAGCAGGGUCGAGGAGCUCGAGUAGCCGUGCUUCUUCCUCUUGUCGUGUCGGGAGGUUGUGUGGUCCAAGGCGGAUGCCCUGGACCAGCACCGUGGAUCACGGUGCGUGCGUUGAGCGGCUGGCGCGUCGCGAUGCGCAUUUGGGGUUGGCUAGAUUGGCGUUGUGUGCAUUCAUACAAAGGAUGGGAGUGCAUUCCUAUCGCCCUGAGCUGUUUUUGCGGUGCAUAUUGCGUGGCGUUUUCUCGUUGAGCGGGCGCGAC
This is a messenger RNA of Didymella exigua CBS 183.55, 4565 nucleotides long. RefSeq lists its product as uncharacterized. The transcript is spliced from 3 exons. Lineage: Eukaryota; Fungi; Ascomycota; Dothideomycetes; Pleosporales; Didymellaceae. Gene Ontology annotation, molecular function: phosphorelay sensor kinase activity. The coding region runs from base 237 to 4187 and encodes 1316 amino acids. The record is from RefSeq and is a predicted model, not a curated record. Gene Ontology annotation, cellular component: membrane. Gene Ontology annotation, biological process: cellular hyperosmotic response; phosphorylation; phosphorelay signal transduction system.